CAAAUUGCAAAUAAAAUUUAUUAAAAGAAAAAAAUUACAAAAGCAUACAAAAAAUAAAAUAAAUCGUGACUUACGUUGUGACGUUAAAUUAUAACCUUUAAGAAUAUAUAUGUCAUAUAUUUAUAUAUAAAUGAUUACGAGUUACGAGUAACUAGACAGACAUGGAGAAUAAUAACGUACUGGUGUCAGCUGUUUGAUUUUAUUUUGUCAUAUAGUGACAAAUUAAUAAUUACUUGUCUGGAGCAGCUAUUCAAUUAAUUAAUUUCAUACAUUUUAAUUAGUUAAAACCUCAAGUGUGAUGUCAUCAUAUAUAUUGUGAUAAAAUAUUUUUUACUAUUAAGAGUUUUUUGUUAUUAAUAAAAAUUAUUAUUUUCACUUAAAAAUGUCGUGGUUCUUUGGAAAGAAAAAAAAUAAAGAAUCACCAACGGAAUCAACUGAAGAAAUAUCACCAACAAGCCAAAAUGAUGAUUACAUAUUAAUUGAAAAACAGGUAAAUCCAUUUGCACCAAAUCUUCCGGGUUCUGAUAGCGGCGGUAAUUUACCAUCAGGAUCAAGUGCAUUGUAUCCAGCAUUGAGUGGUGAUCGUAUGAUCAAUCAACCAAUACCACCUUUACCUGGAUCAAGACCAACAACUUCAGCUGAUAAAAAUAUAUUAGGUGAUACUCAAGCUUAUUUAAGUAUUAUUCCAUUUGAAUUGAAUAAAGAAUUAGAUAAAGAUCCUGAAUUAGAUAGACUUCGUGUUGAUGAAAUUUCAAAUUUUAUUUCACGAAUCAUGAGUGAAGACUAUCAGUAUGAUUUUAGUGUUGAAAAGGGUGUUAUCAAUGAAAUGGAAGCUGUAACAGAAUAAUAAUAAUUAUUAUUAGUUAUUUUUUUAACUGUAUUUAUUACUCUUAAUAUUAUUUCGCGUUACUAAUUUCAAAAGGACUUAUAUUUUUAUAUAGCAGAAGAUCAGAACUUUUUCGCGCGACGUAAAUGAAAAAAAUUUAUGUACUUUGACUGCUUAUGGGGUAGUUCCAAAAGUUAGCGGCCUUGGCUGAUGUAUCAGCAUCUAUAAGAAACAUUUCAGAAAUCUAGUCAUCCACUAGGUUUUUUACUUUCCAAUUUUUUUUUUCAUUGCGCGAAAAACGUUCUGGUCUUCAGGUACAUCGUGUAAAGCCAAAAAGGCGUACAAUUUUUUUUUCAUUGUCAAUCGUCAUGUAGUUUUAUUUUAUAGAUAAAAAUUGGAAAAAAAAAAAAAAUAAUAAAAGCCAAAAGAGCAUGUAGCUUAAAUUAUAUGCCCUUUUGGCUUUUCAAAUUUUCACUCUAGAAUAAAUCUACAAUAUAAUUUGCAAUUAAAAAAAAAACAUUUAUACACCCUUUUGGUUUUAAACUUAGUAACUAAAGCCAAAAAAACUUAUAAAAAUAUAAGUCUUUUUGGAACUAAUGACGCGAUUUUUAGUUUAUAAUUUAAAAUAUUUUUUUAUUUCUAUAAUUAGUCGACAGUAAUUAUCUCGUAUAUUUAAUAAUCAUUUUUGCAUAAUUUUAUCGACAAAAUAUAAAAUUUUUAUCAUUUAUAUAAAUGAUAUAUUUAGAACUUUUAAUGAUCGAAAGUUUAUUUUUGCUUCCAUUAUUGUUGAAAUAACUAAAAAUUAUAUUAAGAUUAUUGAUUUUAAAAUUUAUCUGAAAAGGUAUCCAUAGUUAAGAAUUUUUCUUAAUCAUAUCCAUUACAAAAAAAAAUUUCCCACUGCUCAGUUGUCUGUAAAAUAAUUUAAUAUUAUUUUAUGAUCUUUAUAAAAGAAUUUUCAUAGUAUCGAUUUAUGAAAACUAUUAUUUACUGCGUAAUUAUGAGAAUAUUAUUAUUAGAAUUUAUUAUGACGGUACCCACGUAAUUAAACAAUAAUCAAUGACGUAAGCAAUCAAUAUCGUUACGAGGGUAUUAUUGUACUAUGCAAUCAAAUUUAUACGUAAAGAAUACGGCAAGCUGUUCAUUUAGUAUAUGAUUAAACAGUAAACAACUCAACGGUUGAUAAGUGAAAUGUUUGUAUAAGUUAUUUAGGAAAUUGAUAUAACUUGUUUGAAAGAUCUUGACAAUUAAUAAUAAUUAUUUGACAAAAUAAAAAUAACUUCAAAUCAUAAAUUUUAAAAUGCAAUUGAGCUUUAAAAUUUUAGGUGUAAUUUUUUGUUUCCGUCAUUUUUCAAUAAAAAUGAAAAAAAAUUAUAAAUUUAUUUAUAUUUGAAUUGUUAUUAGUAACAUGAAGUUAUAAAAUAAUUGAAGAUAAUUAAAAAUAAAUUAUUUAUAACAAAUAAUACAUUAGUAAAUUAAUCAAAAAAUUUUUAAUAACUAAAAGUAAUUUUUUCUAUAUUAAAUUUUAAAGAAAAUUUAUUUUAAGUUUACAAUGUAAAAAAUUGGGAGUGAAUUCGGAGUGAUUACAGAUUUGAUUUAAAUCCACAUUCAUUCAAUCCGAAGUAAUAAUUUACACUCCUCUCCAGAGUAAAUUUCACUCUGAGGGGAUUCACUCUGGAUUUAAUCCACGUUGACUCCACAAAUUUUUCAUAGUGUAUUCAAUAAUUUUUUUCUUACUUUGAGCUUUCAAACAAAAAUAUUUAAAAAAAUUCCAUUGCCAUUGAUAGUAAUAAUACUUAUUAUAUUAAGAUUAUAAUUAUUUCUUGCUUUAUUUAUUUUUGAUUAAUAUAAUUAUUAAGGAAUGUAUUAUACAACUGUAAAAAAACGCACGGAUCCAUACAGUAAACAAUUAUUUUUAUAAUAAAUAUGUAAGCUUACAAAUAUUUUUAUUUUAAUAACUAGACCUUUAUAAAAUGACGUAAAUUAUGUCUUUUUUUAUAAACGAACACAAUUAAUGCAUAAUAAAAUGUAAACAUAUUCAAUUACAAAUUAACGAUUAAUAAAUAAAUUUGUUUUUUCUCAUUGAACAAGCAGUCAAAUGAAUUUUUAAAUUAAUGAGCUCUCUAUAUAGAUUAUUUUUAUAUUGAUUAUUUAUUAUUGACCAAAAUUAUUAAUAACAUUAUAAAGUUUUCUAAUCAACUAAAUUAAUAUUCAUUAAAUAAUAGAAUUAAAAAAAGUCU
Microplitis demolitor is the source of this 3063-nucleotide messenger RNA. RefSeq lists its product as uncharacterized. The transcript has 2 exons. The coding region runs from base 383 to 847 and encodes 154 amino acids. NCBI's taxonomy places the organism in Eukaryota, Metazoa, Arthropoda, Insecta, Hymenoptera, Braconidae. The record is from RefSeq and is a predicted model, not a curated record.